AAAUUAAAAAAAAACUAUAAGCAAUCCUUGAGCUGCAAGCGCGCCGAAAAACAAAAUAGAAAAAAAUAUUUCAAAAGGCUUGAUUUAUAAAAGAUAAUUUUUAUUUAUUCAAAAGCUUCAUUAAAAUGAAGUCGAGUGAAGAUUCUCCUAAAACUCCCGGUGGAAUUAGCAAAACCCUAUUGACACCUUGUAGGCGCUUAGGUUUAUCCAGGAAAUUUAAUAGAAAAGGACCAUCGCCCUUUAUUUCGCCACUAUCCAGAAGUCAGAAUAGCCCGGAAAUUACAAAAGAGUGUAAAAAGAGAAAGAUAUGUAUCAUCAGCGAGGAAUCACCUUGUUCACCUCAAUCCCCUGAAAAAACAGUAUUAGUACCUGAAAGGAUUGCAUGUAUUUCUUCACCCACUCACAUUAGUGAUACACCAUCACGAAAUAUCCCUCCUAAGAAAAAUACAAAAGUACUUUUAAUGAUGCAAAAUGUAGAUGCAAAUAACAAAGAUGACAUAACAAAAAAUACAGAAAUUGUGCGUAAAUCACCUCAAAAUAAUAAUAAAACCCUCUCUAAAUUGUCUAGAGUGGAUUCAAAAAAAAAUAUAAAAACUGUUCAACAACUUGAAACUGAAAUUUCUAAAGUAGAUAGUACUCAAGCCAAUGAACUUAAGGUUAAAGAACCUAACAACUUAAAUAAGGAAUGUAUUGUUCUUAUACAAAAGAAAAUGUUAAAAUCGCUUAAAACACACAAACAAGAUGACAAUAAUUCAGACAAAAACAAAAUGAUAAAUACAUCCGUUUCACAAUCAUUAUUUGAUUCAGAUUCUGAUGAUUUGCCUCUUUGUGAUUUAAAUAAAAAGCAAGGUAAUGAUUUUGUCAAUACAUUGUUGGUGAAAAAGAAGACUAACCGUAACUCUAUUCCCAAUAUAAACGAAAAAAAAAAUGGUAAACCAAUGAUAGAAAAAAAAACUUUACAAAAAUCAUUUGAUAAUGAUGAUGAUGACUUUGAAUUUACUAAAAAAACCAUUUUAGUCAGAAAAACUUAUGAGAAAGUGGUCAAACCCUCCAGAGCCAAGUCCACAGGAUCAAUAACUCAAAAAGACAUUGAUGAAUUAAAACAAAGAAUUGAGACAAAAAAAAAACUCUUAAUUGCCAAAGCAAUGACUGAGGAUACUGAAGAACUUAGGAAUUUAAUUAAAAAGUGGCAAAAAGGCUGUCAAGAGGCACUCUUUCAACUUUUUGAUCUUAUGAAAAAGAAGUUCCCAGAUAGUCAGAAUAUGGAUUAUUCCGAAAUAUUAAAAACUUUAAAUAUACCUCCGGAACUAGUUGGUUAUGAUAUAGAAAACGACUGCUUUACUACUCCAGAUGAUAAUAGUAUUAUUUUAUCCAGUAUAAACAUUUAAGUUGAAUUCUAAAUAAAUUUACCAUAUAUACCUAAUAUGCAAAAACAAAUUCAAAAAUAUUUUCUUCAAGUAAG
Messenger RNA from Pieris rapae (cabbage white), 1462 nucleotides. RefSeq lists its product as uncharacterized. Bases 126 to 1388 code for a protein of 420 amino acids. The transcript has a single exon. NCBI's taxonomy places the organism in Eukaryota, Metazoa, Arthropoda, Insecta, Lepidoptera, Pieridae. The record is from RefSeq and is a predicted model, not a curated record.